CCGCCUGCUCCGCAGAGCAAGCGUUUAAAACAUAAAACCCUUUGCAGCAUGGGCCUCCAAACAGACUGGCAACACAACAGUUAAUAUUUGCAAUUUCACUUUUGUAAAGUACAUUUCUAUUUUACGCUUAUCUACAGACCACGUGAUAAUUCCACUUAAAAAAAAAAAAAAUUGUAUUUAUAAAUAAAUCUCGACCUUUGUAAUUGGUAAACGAUUAAGAUACGUUUAAAAUAUCUACGGUGCAUUUGAAGAGAUCUGAACCUAAAACACGUCUCUGUCGCAUAUUCUCAUCAGGGGUUUGUGAUAGCCGGUAUUAUAGAGGUCCUGAACCAUUGCAUCUACACGUGUUUCCAGGCAGAGUAAGCUGAGCUACAGCACGGACCGUUUAACUAAGUUUUAAGGACGGUUUAGCCUGCUGUGCUGAAAUGGCAGAAGAUGGGUUAAUAUUGAACAUCGCUGACAACCCUGUGCUUCACAAUGGGAGCAAGAGGUUUCAAAAAUCCUUCAGACUUGCUGAUAAAUGGAAAGUCAGAAAAACUGCAAAGCGAGCUGCAGAGGGAGGAGGCUUGGAAGGCCCCCCCUCGAAACGGAAACCAGGGUCCCCUGCAAAGAGGGUGCCCCAGGCUGCACAGAAAGCGACACUAGAAAAGGUGACCCCUAAAUCCCUGCCAAAGAUCCAUCCCAAGAAGCAGGUGAAAGAGGGGGGCAGAACUCCAGAGACCGCCCUGAAGGGCAAGGGAACCCCGAAAAGCCGUCUCCAGACCAAUGCAGCCGGCCGGGAGGACAGAGAGGGAGGGGAAAGACCGUUCAUCAAGACGUCGUCUCUCUUCAGAAACAACCCAGAGAUCCCCGAGAUCCACAGGCCUGCGGUGGCCCAGCUGAAGGAGAAAGUGUUCACAAGUGACUCGUUCAGUGAGCUGAACCUGCACCCCCACCUGCUCUCCACUCUGAACAAUGUGUUGAAGGUCUCCAGCAUGACCAGCGUCCAGAAGCAGACAAUCCCGGCACUGCUUGAUGGGCGGGACGCUGUGGUUCGCUCCCAGACCGGCUCAGGUAAGACCCUCGCUUAUGGAAUCCCAUUGGUGCAAUCCUUACAGGCUGUGCAGCCCAAGAUCCAGCGCAGCGAUGGGCCGUUGGCUGUCAUUGUGGUCCCCACCAGAGAGCUGGCCCUACAGAGCUUUAACAUCAUCCAGAAACUAUUGAAGCCGUUCACUUGGAUUGUACCUGGAGUGCUGAUGGGUGGGGAGAAGCGCAAAUCAGAGAAGGCCAGGUUGCGAAAGGGGAUCAACAUCCUGAUCACAACCCCGGGCCGCCUGGUCGACCACAUCAACAACACCAAGAGCUUCAGCUUCAGCCGCAUCAGGUGGCUCGUCCUGGACGAGGCUGACAGGAUCCUGGACCUGGGGUUUGAAAAGGACGUUGCAGUGAUACUGAACGCUCUCAAUGCUGCGCAGGAGCAGAGACGGAACGUGCUGCUGUCUGCCACGAUGACAGACGGUGUGAGCAAACUGGCAGGUAUCUGUAUGAAGGAGCCAGUCAGCAUCCAGGUGGCCGAGGCACCUGCGGAGCCACGGGGAGGCGGGGAGGGCGCACUCGGGGCCCCCUCCGGAGGUCUCUCUGAGAGUUUUGCCGUCCCGGAGAAGCUGCGCCAGCACACCGUGGUCGUCCCCAGCAAACUGCGCCUCGUCACGCUGGCAGCUUUCCUCCUGGGGAAGUGCAAGCAUGAGAAGAGCCAGAAAGUUAUUGUGUUUCUCUCCAGCUGCGAGUCUGUGGAAUUUCUCUUUGCCAUCUUCAAGGAGGUUCUGUGUAACAAUGCAGGGAACCAGGAGACCAGGGAGGUGUCCCCCCAGCGCCCUCUGCUGGACUUCAUGAGACUGCAUGGCAACAUGGAGCAGGAGGAGAGGACGGAGGUGUUUCAGAAGUUUUCCCAGGUGAAGUCUGGCAUCCUUCUCUGCACGGAUGUGGCAGCGCGUGGGCUGGACCUGCCCCUUGUCACCUGGAUUGUUCAGUACACAGCCCCGGCCUCGCCCGCAGAGUAUGUGCAUCGCGUGGGUCGGACCGCGCGGAUCGGCACACAGGGGAGCAGCCUGCUGUUCCUGACCCCCACAGAGACAGACUACCUGGGGGUGCUGGGCUCUCACAACAUCAGCAUGUCGGAGAUGAAGGUGGAAGAUAUUUUAGCAAGCCUCAUGUUGGAAGACUGGGUUAAAGGACGUGGACAAUGGGGUAACAAGAAAUCCCAUGGGGCCGUGCAACAAGAAGUGCGAGAGCGGGCCACAGUGUUGCAGACGGAGUUUGAGAAUUUUGUCCAUUCCUGCGAGGAGAACGUCCAGGCAGCCAAGAAAGCCCUGCAGUCGUUCGUGAGAGGCUACGCCACGUACCCAGCCAGCCUGAAGCACAUCUUCCACAUCAAGACCCUCCACCUGGGCCACGCGGCCAAGAGCUUCGGGCUGAGAGAUGCUCCGCAGAACCUGAACGCCAACCUGGGCAAGGCCAGGCACAGCAAAGCCAAGGAGCAGAAGAAGAGGCCUGUCAAGAAGAUGAGCAACAAGGAGAGAAUGGCUGAGAUCCUUCGCUCUGAAUAUUCCAGUGGGAUCGAGUCCGCUGCUCCCAACAAGCAGAAGCAGAAGAUGGGCUUGAAGAUGCACAGAAAGCCAGGCCAACGCAAAGUCAGGAAGCAGCAGGCAUAACCAGACUGCUCCCUCCUGGCCUUACCAGAACACCCUCACUCUGUGACGCGUCGAUCAGGUCUCUCGAAGAGACGGAGAGGGGCGUCGCUGUCAUUCACCCCGAGAGCUUGUCUCCCUGGCCUCCGUUCCGAAGGUGGUGACCUCUGUAUGUGUCUUGCAUGACGACUUUCACUCUAUGAAACAGCCUCUGCUUGUAUCUUCAAUGACUGGGGAGAGACAUCGGGCAGCGAUUGUCUGAGAUGGGGCUUGAGCCUGCACUGUAAUGCACUGUAAUGCGGUCCUUGAGUGUAAGAAAAUAAAUGAUGAGCUGCCACUGGCACACCAGA
This is a messenger RNA of Polyodon spathula (Mississippi paddlefish), 3016 nucleotides long. RefSeq names its product DEAD (Asp-Glu-Ala-Asp) box polypeptide 31 (gene ddx31). The record is from RefSeq and is a predicted model, not a curated record. Lineage: Eukaryota; Metazoa; Chordata; Actinopteri; Acipenseriformes; Polyodontidae. Gene Ontology annotation, biological process: ribosome biogenesis. The transcript is spliced from 21 exons. Bases 426 to 2690 code for a protein of 754 amino acids. Gene Ontology annotation, cellular component: nucleus. Gene Ontology annotation, molecular function: RNA helicase activity; nucleic acid binding; ATP binding.